This is a messenger RNA of Colletotrichum phormii, 285 nucleotides long. RefSeq names its product thioredoxin-like protein. The coding region runs from base 1 to 285 and encodes 94 amino acids. NCBI's taxonomy places the organism in Eukaryota, Fungi, Ascomycota, Sordariomycetes, Glomerellales, Glomerellaceae. The record is from RefSeq and is a predicted model, not a curated record. The transcript has 4 exons.
AUGUCGAGCAAGUACGCAUUCACAAAGGCCCUCAAGGAGGUGCGCUUCCUCUUCUGCCAGACGGGCGAGCACAGCGCCGCGACCCGCAACUUCGUCGCAAGAGCCUACCCCACGAUGAAGAAGAACAACCCCCAGACUCCCAUCCUCAUCCGCGAGGCCGCCGGCACGCUACCCAAGAUCUACGCGAGAUACGAAUUCGGCGUCGAGAAGAGCCAAUCACUGGAAGGCCUGUCGGACAAGCAGAUUGAGGACACAGUUACGACCCUGGUCAAGAACGGCGCAUAA